Molecule: messenger RNA, 1924 nt
Organism: Dermacentor silvarum
Lineage: Eukaryota; Metazoa; Arthropoda; Arachnida; Ixodida; Ixodidae
Exons: 5
Coding region: 175-1110 (311 amino acids)
Biological process (GO): symbiont-mediated perturbation of host defenses
Molecular function (GO): amine binding
Source: RefSeq, a predicted model, not a curated record
CUUCGUUCGUCAGAGCCGCCUCAAUCGUAGCAUAUAACGUCGACGUGGAAGACACGCACUCGUUGAUUGUCAUCACAGCUGAGACUUUAAAGGUUGCCUCGUCACCACGUGCGAAGCAGAGCAGUUGCUAGCCGUGAUCGUAUCGACCGCCUUCGCUGGAACCGAGCGACUGCGAUGAGGGACUCGUGGCUGUUGCUUCGCGCGCUGUGCGUAGCGACCGCGAUACUGUCGGGCACCGGGGCGAGAGAUAAGCCUAAUUUGAACCGCGAGAACACGGUAGAGAUGCCUUCGAAAGCCAGCGGUGAGCCGAACGCCAGACGGGUGAUCUCCGCAGAGGCCAACGCCUGGAAUCUGGAGGAGAUGAUAAUAUCCGAGGAGACCAGUUACCUCAAGUACGAGGAGAAAGUGCAUUCAGAAGACGACGGUGGCACUGCGAGUCCCGAGCAGGCCGGGAGUGGCUCGAAGGAAGAGAGGACGCCUAAAGCCAAGAAAACCGCGACAGGUGAGAACACUACGAAUUUCAAGAAGGUCACGCCGUCUUCUGAAACCACAGCUCCGAAGGAUACCAGGGAAACGACUCCCUACGAAGAUGACCCGCGUCACCUGGAGCGGCAGCACAUGGAAGAUUUUGUGGCCAUCACCGAGAAGAUAUACGUGGUGAAGCGUGAUUUCAACCUCGAUCGAAUCGAGCGCUGCGAAUCGGCGCAGAGGUUGCGUCAGCUGAGCGACACUAACUACGAGUACCUGCUACGCACUCGCCUGUACAAGGAGUCAGGGGAGCUAAUGUCAAUGAAAGUGUUCUUCAAGAUUAGCAAGACUGGUGUGCACAAGGACUACAACGCUGUCAAGUAUGCGCACGGCCCAGGUGAGCCUAGCGUCGAACGCAAGCUCAUGUACAUCAGUCCCGACAAAACGUGCGCGAUCCUUGUCGAAGCCCUGAAGAAAGGACGCAAGGGUUGCCAACUCGUGCAGCCAGAGUCCGCGAUCGACAACGGGAUACCGCAGGAGUGCAACAAGAUCUACGAGGCCAGCUGCGGCAAAAAGAGCCUCACCGUCUACGAACCCGCCUGCAAGACGCUGCCUGACAGCGUGCCCCACGAGGAACUUUAAAACAAUUUUUUUUUUCUCGCGAUGGCACUCGUGAGCUGGAAGACCGUCACGCGCGCCAUCUGUCGGAACAUUCGUCCCAACCUGUCAAGUGUUGUGCGCGGAAGGUGCCUUUUUCAAGAGCGUCUCCCGACACUUACCGACGCUUGUCACGGGCUCGACACAUCUUUAAAAGAGACACUAAAGAAUGCUACGCUAUGUUACUGAAUCACAGUUCUAAAACAUCAAAACAGAUGCACUCUUACCGGGGGGCGUAUAUCGAAACUCUAGAAGCCACAGCGCCCAGCAACCGCGGUUGAACGCGAUUGGAUGAAACGCCGCCGACGACGCUCGACGCCGCGAUGCCCUUAGCCACCGCCGUGAGAGUAUGCCACGCCGCCUAACGCCUAGCAGCGUAAUCCGUCGCGGGGUUUGCGUCGCGAAGCACCAAGGGAACAAUGGUGGCGCGUUGCUACGGUGCGAAAUCAGAGCGUCGCCGGCGGCGUUUCAGCCAAUCGCGUUCAGCCGUUGUUGCUAAGGCGCUAUGCCUUCUAGAUUUUCAAUAUACGCAACCGGGGGAUCUCCAGGAUUCAUUACAGAGCCUCUCUCUCUCUCUCCUUACCAUUAGAGGAGACUUAUUGGUAAGACAGAAAAAUGGCGCACCAACAAAAUACCGGUGGUGACUCAACCCUGAAGUUGCCAGACCAGCUUGUCAUGACGUCAUGGAUUUCUACAGCGUCUACGUUGGUCCAUAGUCAAACCGUUUAUCGUUCAGGAAGGACUACGUGUCACUAUAUUUAUAAGGACGAAACAGUAAUAACUAGCAAGUUUUGAUAAC